GUACAACCUUGAGCCCAAUCUCAAUUUUUCCGUUAUACUCAGCCCAAUAUGCAGUUUCACGCGAAAACGCGCGCAUUUCAAAUUCUGAAAUUCAGAUUUGGAAAAUUUAGAGAUCGCUCUUUCACUCUGCUACAAUCCUUUUCUUCUCUCACAACUUGGAGACUCCAACAAUCAGAAAACCUAACCGGCUUAACCAAUGUCAGCUCAAAAAGGAAGCAUGGACAGUGGAGCUUCAAGGAAACGUAUGAAACCUGGGGUACAGGAAAAGAUUGGAGAUGAAGCAGAAUCGCAGAUUGUACUUGUACAGGAGGAAGGAUUUGAGACUAACCAAGUUGGGUCUGAAGAAAUGGAGCUGAAUAUUUCUCUUGUUCUUGAGAAGAUUGAGAAUUUUACUCAGAGGGUAUCUGAGCUUUUGGAAUCAGGGAAAACAAUGCUUAAGGAGCUAUGCAAUGAAUUUGAAGAGAAACUGAUUAUGAUUCACAAGGAGCAGGUUGAAAAAUGGCAGGAAGAAAUCAAAGAACUCCGAGCACUCGAUGCCUCAAAUGAGGAAGCCAAUGCUCUUCUGCAAAAUGCUCGAUAUGUACUUCAGCUCACUCGUAAUGAUUAGUCAAUGUAGUUGCCUCGUGUCAUGUCUAGGUAUAUGCAUAAUCUCUCAC
Messenger RNA from Medicago truncatula (barrel medic), 656 nucleotides. RefSeq lists its product as uncharacterized. The transcript is spliced from 5 exons. The coding region runs from base 197 to 607 and encodes 136 amino acids. NCBI's taxonomy places the organism in Eukaryota, Viridiplantae, Streptophyta, Magnoliopsida, Fabales, Fabaceae. The record is from RefSeq and is a predicted model, not a curated record.